Messenger RNA from Equus caballus (horse), 2900 nucleotides. NCBI's taxonomy places the organism in Eukaryota, Metazoa, Chordata, Mammalia, Perissodactyla, Equidae. The record is from RefSeq and is a predicted model, not a curated record.
ACCACUGACCGGCUGGCUGAGCGAGCGCCGGGGCCACUGUGGAGCCACCCACUGGCCGCGGUGCAUUGCUCUGACGCGCAGGGGUGCUCUCACAGGAGCGUGAAGAGGACCAGAUCAGCACAGUGCAGAGAGCACGGUAGUAGGUGCUUCAAGACAUGAGAGUAUCAGAGGAUGUCAUAAGAAAAAUUGUUUUCUGCUGGGCCAGGAAGUGUCGCUAGGAUUUGGACGCGCAGAGGGGAGGAGGCGUGGCAUGCCAGACUUAAGGAGCAGUAGGAGCGAAGUCCCGGAGAAGGGGAAUACAGAGUGUGAAUAGGAAGCACAGGAGUUGAGCCUGGAGACAGAGACUGUGAGAGAGGGAAUUCGGUGGGAAAGGGAGGUUGAGGCGAGAUCACAGAAGGGCUUCAAUCCAGACCAGAAGGUUCUGACUCGGAUCCCCAGGUAUUAGGAAGGAAUGCAAUGGAGGGCAGGGUGGCUAAGAGAAUAGAGGCAGCAAGGCCGGAGAGGAGCUGUUAGAAUCGAACCUCGCUGCAUGUGCUGCUGAGGCCCAGGGGGAAGUGCUCCUUCAGUCCACCUUCGAACGCACCACCUUGUGAAGGUGUAUUAGGGUACAGACAGAGAAACCCCAAAAUACAGUGGUUGAAGUACAAGACUAUUUCUCUCUCCCCUAACAUUCCAGAAGGUGCAGGCACUCAGACUGUCUUGUUGCUCCACCUGUACCUUUUCUGAAUCCCAGCCUGCCUCAAAGGGUAAAAAGGAGUGAGCGGCAGUCAGCUUCCCUUGAUCAGGAAGUCACAGUUGUCCUUUUUGCUCAUGUCCUAUUGGCCAGAAUUCAGUUACAUGCUCAUACCUAGCUGCAAGGGAGGCUGGGAAAUAUGACCCCCAGCUGGAUGGCCACGUGCUACGGUGCAGUGUUUCGUAACUCAAAGGAAGAAGUCCUGUGUGGAUGUUGGGGGCAGUUCCCAUGCCACAGAAAUGUUUCUGCUGUGUUUGGUAGAUAGUUUGUGAAAGUCUUCAAGCUUUUUCCAUCUCCAGAGCAUGAUUUAGUGAGUGCUGCCCAGCAGGCUUUCUCUGAUGAUGAGUCAUCGAGUACAGUCACCAUGAGCCACAGGGGGCCGUUGAGCACUUCACACGUGGCUUGUCCAAGCUGAGGAAAUGAACUUUUAUUUUAAUUAGUGGUAGCCAUAUGUGGCUGGUGGUUACUGUGCUUGGACAGAGUAUGUCUGGAUGUGGGAUUAGACGAGAGUGGGUGAGCUGUCUUUGAUAUUCGAUUCAAAGCCUCUGGCCUAGUGUCAUUGUUCUCCUUUCCUUAUUGAAAGUCCCCACACUGCCAGCCUCCGUCUCUUUCAGCUGGGACGGUGCCGGAGCGUGAAGGAGUUUGAGAAGCUGAACCGCAUCGGGGAAGGCACCUACGGCAUUGUGUAUCGGGCCCGGGAUACCCAGACGGAUGAGAUUGUCGCCCUGAAAAAGGUGCGGAUGGACAAGGAGAAGGAUGGCUGUGUCUGGUUGCAGGGGUCCCCAUCAGCAGCCUUCGAGAGAUUACACUGCUCCUUCGCCUUCGCCAUCCAAAUAUCGUGGAGCUGAAGGAGGUGGUUGUGGGGAACCACCUGGAGAGCAUCUUCCUGGUGAUGGGUUACUGUGAGCAAGACUUGGCCAGCCUUCUGGAAAACAUGCCAACACCCUUCUCUGAGGCCCAGGUCAAGUGCAUUGUGCUUCAGGUGCUCAGGGGCCUCCAGUACCUGCACCAGAACUUCAUCAUCCACAGGGACCUGAAGGUCUCCAACCUGCUCAUGACCGACAAGGGCUGUGUGAAGACAGCGGAUUUUGGCCUGGCCCGGGCCUAUGGCGUUCCAGUGAAGCCAAUGACCCCCAAGGUGGUCACUCUUUGGUACCGAGCCCCUGAACUGCUGCUGGGAACCACCACGCAGACCACCAGCAUCGACAUGUGGGCCGUGGGCUGCAUCCUGGCUGAGCUGCUGGCCCACAAGCCCCUGCUCCCUGGCACUUCCGAGAUCCACCAGGUGGACCUGAUCGUCCAGCUGCUGGGGACACCUAGUGAGAACAUCUGGCCGGGCUUCUCCAAGCUGCCCCUCGUGAGCCAGUACAGCCUGCGGAAGCAGCCCUACAACAACCUCAAGCACAGGUUCCCGUGGCUCUCAGAGGCUGGCCUGCGCCUGCUCAAUCUCCUCUUCAUGUACGACCCUAGGAAAAGGUGCGGACCAGCCUGCAGGUGGGGGCGGCGGCACCUUGAGCCUGAGCCCUUUCGAAAGGUUUCUCAGAACACAGGACGUGCAGCCACCCGGACGCCGCCUCCCAGGACACACAUGGCGGGUCAGGGCGACGGCGGGGGACUGCCUGGAGAGCUCCUACUUCAAGGAGAAGCCCCUGCCAUGUCCGUGCCAGGACCCACCAGCUGCUCCAGCCAGCUGCCCCGCUUCCUGCCACUGCCCCAGAAGAGCGAGUGUCGACGUGGGGUGAGAGUGGGUACACCCCAAGGGCCAGGACACCUUGAGGCAGCCCCACCCAGGCUGUGGUGGCGCCACCUGCUGGCCAUGCUGGGUCCUACCACUUGCCAAGCUCACUUCCCAGCAAGAAACUCCCACUGGCCCAUCUCCGUGGGUGUCACUGGUUUGGGACCAGCAGAUCCUCUAUGGCCAGUUGUGUUCCCUCUUGGUCACCAGAAGCUGCCCGGGGCAGGCAGUGGCUGUGGUGACCCCCAGGUGGGGCUGGCAGGACCUUGGGGUGGGAAGGAAGGAUUGGUGUGGGGUGAGCCAGCCUAGUGGGCUGGGCCCUGGGCCUGGACGCUCUGAGCCCAAUCGAGUCCCGUCCUGCUCCCACACUGAGGCCCCGGGGAAGGGGCAUGGCUGGCAUGGGGCACAGAGAUAAAAGCUCUACUGACUGUC